Molecule: messenger RNA, 1188 nt
Organism: Symbiodinium natans
Lineage: Eukaryota; Dinophyceae; Suessiales; Symbiodiniaceae
Source: the annotation of a GenBank genome assembly
AUGCGACAGGAGAACUUUUACAAAGGCAGUGACUGGGACAAUGUGUAUGCUUUUCAGGCCGGGGUGGGGCCGAGGUCGCGGGCAGCGCCGUUCACGGUGGACCAGGACAACAACUUGGUGAUUGCAGGCGCGACUGAAGGCUUCCUGGAUGGCUACACCAACGCUGGCGAUUCCGACAUCUUCCUCAUGAAAUUUACGAGCAACGGCACCUGGCUCUGGACAGUGCAGCGAGGCAGUGCCUAUGAAGGGGUGGAGGAUCUUCAGGCCGGGGGCGGGGCAGCAAGGCAUCUUUGCAGGUUCCAGGUGGGUUUUGAGAGGUUUUUUCUUUUCGCCAUGCCUUCGAUGCUGGCGUUGACCGCUGGAUCCCCACUGCAGGUGGACCAGGACAACAACUUGGUGGUUGCAGGUGAGGGUUACGCCUCCCUGGAUGGCAACACGCACGCUGGUUCGGCCGACGUCUUCCUCAUGAAAUUUACGAGCAACGGCACCUGGCUCUGGACAGUGCAGCGAGGCAGUGGCUACGACGCGACGCAGGCUCUUCAGGCAUCUUUGCAGGUUCCAGGUAGGUUUGAGAGGUUUUUUCUUUUGGCGAUGCCUUCGAUGCUGGCGUUGACGGGGCUUCGUGAGAACUGGGUCAAGAAGGGCCCCGCUGGAUCCCCACUGCAGGUGGACCAGGACAACAACUUGGUGGUUGCAGGCUUCACCUUCUCCUCCUUGGAGAAUUACACCAACGCUGGCAGUGCCGACGCCUUCUUCAUGACAUUUACGAGCAACGGCGCCUGGCUCUGCACAGUGCAGCGAGGAGGCUCCAGGGCAGUUUUCUUGCAAGCUCCGUCUGAGCUGCUUCACUUUGCAGCCUUUCAAGAGAGACUGGUCCAGACUAGCUCCGGUCCGGGGCAGGGUGUUGCCCGUUUGCAGAAAGUCCCGAGCUUGGUGUGGGUUUGGGAGGAGGCGGGUCGGCUCCAUCCCCCACAGCAGGUUGACCGGGACAACAACGUGGUCGCUGCAGGCACGACCACAUCCUCCUUGGAUAACUACACCAACGCUGGCGUGAACGACGUUUUCCUUAUGAGCUUGGAGGCUUUGCUGCAGUACUUCCUUGCUGUAGGCGUUGUUCCACCUGCAGGGGGCUUCAUGUUCCUCUGCUUAGCUGGGCUUCGCUUCGGUGGUCCCCUGGCACUCCGGUGA